Molecule: messenger RNA, 1340 nt
Organism: Carassius auratus (goldfish)
Lineage: Eukaryota; Metazoa; Chordata; Actinopteri; Cypriniformes; Cyprinidae
Product: 5-formyltetrahydrofolate cyclo-ligase-like
Exons: 3
Coding region: 149-751 (200 amino acids)
Biological process (GO): tetrahydrofolate interconversion; folic acid-containing compound biosynthetic process
Cellular component (GO): mitochondrion
Molecular function (GO): 5-formyltetrahydrofolate cyclo-ligase activity
Source: RefSeq, a predicted model, not a curated record
CGGCCUUAAUCGAUCACACGCGCACGUGCAGAUGCCACUCUGAGGUUCACGAGUAAAUCAUUAACUGAACUGCUACAAUGAUCACAGCGGGCUGUUGUUUAAUGCGUCUGUUUGCAGUCUGACUGGGUUUGUGCAGUGCAGAUUCAUUAUGGCAGCUCUGCGUGCGGCUAAACAAGCUUUGAGAAGAGAAAUCAAGGGUCGAGUGUCUGCAGUGAGUGAUCAGGAGAAACUGAGACAGUCUCGAGUUGUCUCGCAAAAGUUGUUCAGGCAUCCCAAAUACCUGUCCAGCCAGCGGGUCGCUGUCUUCCUGAACAUGCAUGAUGAGGUGCACACAGACGACAUCCUCCAGGACAUCUUCAAGAGGGGCAAAGUCUGCUUCAUUCCCAGAUACUUCACCAAGAGCAGUCGUAUGGACAUGUUACGACUCAAGGACACGGAAGAGGUGAAGACGCUGCCCCUCACGUCCUGGGACAUCCGGCAGCCAGCAGACGAGGAUAGCGACCGAGAGGAAGCACUGACCUCAGGAGGACUAGAUCUUAUCCUCAUGCCUGGUUUGGGAUUUGAUAAGAAGGGGAAUCGGCUUGGCAGAGGAAAAGGUUUCUAUGACACGUAUUUGGAGCGCUGUAUGACGCACCCGAAGGGAAAGCCGUACACCAUCGCCUUGGCUUUCAAAGAGCAGCUGUGUGCUGAAGUCCCAGUGGGUGAACAUGAUAUUCUUAUUGAUGAAGUCCUCUAUGAAGAUGAGGAAUGAACUGGACCAGUCAGACAAAUGAUUCUAGCGACAUUGAUCUAGUUUCUAAAUGAAAUGCAUUAAAUCUCCUUGGAUGGAAUCCAUAUUCUCAUCUCAAAUAAUGUCUGGGGACUCCUUUCAUAGAAGAGCUUCUGUAUCAGCAUAAGAAUCACCAAACGCUCACUACAAAAAGGCUAAAUACUGUAUGCUGAUACUCUAUCCUGACUUUAAAGGAACAGUUCACUCAAACAUGAAAAUGUGGUCUUUAUUUUGUCACUCGUGUCAUUUUAAAUCUGUAUGCCAUUUAUAUUAUGUUUGGUUUUUGAAAUCUUUCAAACUCAAACUAGUAGCCUAUUACUAUUUUAGUUUUGAUGGAAGGUAAGAUUACAAGUAAAAUUUUAAUUUCAUUCUAUUCCUCGGUCAGGCCUCGGAAGACUAUACUGACUUCUUGUAUGGCACUUUAUCUUGUUUUCAUUGUGUUUUUAUUUUUUUAAUCUGUGUUCCAAAGAAACAUGACGGCAUACAAGAUGUAAACUACAUGAGGGUGAAUAAAUAAAUGACAGAAUUUGCAUUCUUGGUAAACGACUGCAUUAAAAUGAUCUGUACCCGA